CCUCUGAGAGUGUACGUCCAGGAGCUGAGACCCACCCCCGAGGACAACCUGGAGAUCAUUCUGAGCAAAUGGGAAGACAACAGGUGUGUUGAGAAGAAGGUCUUUGCAGAGAAAACUGAGUGUGCAGCCAAGUUCAACAUCCACUAUCUGGAGGAGAACAAGGCCUUCGUGCUCGACACGGACUACGAGAACUACCUGUUCCUCUGCGUGGAGAACACGGACGCCCCCGAGCAGAGCCUGGUGUGCCAGUACCUGGCCAGGACCCUGAAGGUCGACAACAAGGUCAUGGAGAAAUUCGACGGAGUCCUCAAGACUCUUCCCGUGCAAAUGAGGAUCAUCCUGGACCUGACCCAGGGGAAGGAGCAGUGCCGUGUCUAGGUGACCUCCUGCCUGACCGCCUCCUGGGUGUGCUGCUGUGCCUUUGUCUGUUUUAGUGACCUGCAAAACCCCAUUGCUCCCCUCCCCCACC
Molecule: messenger RNA, 469 nt
Organism: Ailuropoda melanoleuca (giant panda)
Lineage: Eukaryota; Metazoa; Chordata; Mammalia; Carnivora; Ursidae
Product: beta-lactoglobulin-1
Exons: 6
Molecular function (GO): small molecule binding
Source: RefSeq, a predicted model, not a curated record